Tyto alba (common barn owl) is the source of this 2112-nucleotide messenger RNA. RefSeq lists its product as uncharacterized. Bases 1086 to 2087 code for a protein of 333 amino acids. The transcript has 8 exons. NCBI's taxonomy places the organism in Eukaryota, Metazoa, Chordata, Aves, Strigiformes, Tytonidae. The record is from RefSeq and is a predicted model, not a curated record.
AUGCACCGCGGCGGGGCCUGGAUUUGGGGGGUCCCGGGGCAGCUCUGGGGGGGUUACGGGGCACAUUUACGUGGUUAGGUGCAGCUUUGAGUGGCCCUGGGGCAGAUCUGGGAGGUCCCAGGGCAAAUUUGGGUUACUAGGGGCAGAUUUGGGGCAUUCUGGGGCAGUUCUAGUUGAUCAGUAGAUUUGGGGAGCCCUGGGGCAUAUCUAGAUGGUUGGGUACAGGUUCGAGCGGCCGUGGGGCAGAUUUGGGAGGCCCCAGGGCAAAUUUGGGUGAUUGGGUGCAGAUCUGGAAGGCCCUGUGGGGGUUUUGAGGGCCCCUUUGGGGGGGUCUGGGUCUGAUUUAGGUGGUUAGGGGCAGAUUUGGGCCAGUUAAAUGAGAUUAGGGGCAGAUUUGGGGUAUCCUGGGGCAGUUCUAGUUGAUCAGCAGCAGAUUUGGGGAGCCCUGGGGCACAUCUAGGUGGUUAGGUGCAGUUUUGGGCGAUCCUGGGCCACUUUUUGGUGGGUGCUGGUGCAGAUUGGAGGGGCCCUGGGGCAGAUUUGGGAGGUCCCAGGGCAGAUUUGGGUGGUUAGGGGCAGAUUUGGCGUGUCCUGGAGCAGUUCUAGCUGAUCAGCAGCAGAUUUGAGGGGCCCUGGGGCAGACUUGGGAGGUCCCGGGGCAAAUUUGGGUGGUUGGGUGCAGAUCUGGAAGGCCCUGAGUGAGGUUUGAGGCCCCUGGGGCAGAUUUGGGCUGUUUUGGGGCAGUUUGAGGGGCCGGCGUGCAGUCUGUGAGCAAUGUUGGGGUGCAGGGCUGCUCCUUGGCCAGGGCACAGGCUCAAUCCCCUGGAAAAAUCGGGGUGCUGGGCCACAGCCCCCCUCCUGCCGACGCUGUCCAGCCCCCGGUCCCACUCCCUCAGGAUCGGUGGCUCUGGGAGCCACGGUAGCCCUUCCAAUCCCUCCAAGGGUCUGCAUGAGGGUCCCGCCGCCUCGUCUUGCCCCGUUUGUGCCUUUUUUGCGCUGCGAGAACGGGGGAUUGCACCCCAAGAAAUCACGUCCCGCAUUGGUGGAGCCCGUUUUGCGCAGAGCCGAGCUGGCGUCACUGGUUAAUGGUGCUGAGCUGUGCUGCAGGGUCUCCCCAGCCUGGAUCUGCGCCCUCAAGGAGGAGGAGGAGGAAGAUGAGGCCGGAGUUGUUUCUCCUCAUGGCAGGAGCCGUGGCAGCGCCGAGCCUCUCCCUGCCGCCCCUCGGGCUCCUCUCCCAGCUGGACGGGGGUUCCCCCAAAAUCACCUGCAUCGCCCCGCGGAGCUACACCGGCGGCACCUUCGAGCUCUUCGCGGCAGGCGCCAGCGUCCCGGCGCUCAGCGUCGUCGCCGAGCCGAGCCAGCACCUGGUCGAAUUCAGCCUGGAUGAGACCGUCCCGGCCUCCCAGUGCUACCGGUGCCGGUACCGGAACUUCAACGGCAGCGCCUGGCAGCUGUCGGAAUUCAGUGUGGCCAUCGUGGUGAACGAUUCGGGUGACGCUGGGUGUCAUCCCGCCUCCGCCGCCCCGACUGCCCGGCCUCUGCCCACCUUCGCCACGCUGCAGCAAGAUCCCUCCUGGCUUCUCCCAGUUGCCAUCGGCACGGCUGGCCUGGUGCUGGUGCUGGUGGUGGUGGCGGUGGCCUGGCGAGUCAAGGCCAAGAGGCAACAGGCAAAGAGGCAGCAAGCGUCUUGCUGGACGGAAACGCGGUACCCCACCACCGAGCUUUCUUAUGAGAACUACGCCUACACCAUCGGCCUGGUGAGUGGGGGGCCGGGUGUUUUUUUGGGGGGGGGCUGCCGGCGCGGUUCUGCUGCCUCACGACCCCCCCGCCCCAUCCUGUUUCCUUCAAGAACAGGCAGCCGGGAUCCCCCAGCACGUCCCCGGUGUCCCCCCCCGCAGCACCCCACUUCAGCACCUUUAGGUCCUCGGCGUGAGCCGCGGCGGUGCCGGCUCUGCGCCGGCUUCUUGCCCGCCACACCCCUGCUCUUCCACCUCCUCCUCCUCCUCCUCCUCGCGCCGUCGGGCCCGGGGAUUCCCGGCGCCCCAAAUCGCGGGGGCUGUGCCGGGGUGUCCCCCCGGCUCCGGUGACAAUAAAGGUGUUUGUUGCCGGGUG